Molecule: messenger RNA, 2537 nt
Organism: Musca domestica (house fly)
Lineage: Eukaryota; Metazoa; Arthropoda; Insecta; Diptera; Muscidae
Exons: 4
Coding region: 205-2316 (703 amino acids)
Source: RefSeq, a predicted model, not a curated record
GGUGCGGUGUCGUCGUUGUUAUAUGCUUAAAACAGACAACAAACAAAAUAGAUCGCACAAACGUAAACUUUAUUUAGUUUAUUGACAAACGUCGUUGAGCGCGAAACAAGCUAAACGGAAAACGAAAAAACAAACAAAAUUUAGCAACUGAAGCAACCAAGAAGGGUGCCUGCAGGUCGUUAAAACAAAAACAAAAAUCCAAAAAUGGCAAAGCGUGAUAGAAAUAAAAUCAAUUGCAUUCUGCUGACCCUUGUAGUACUAUUGCUGAGUCAUGACCUGAAUGUUGAAGCCAAACGUAUUUACAGUUCCAGUGGCAGUCGUCGUUCGUCGUCCUCCUCAUCGUCGAGUGUAAGGCGUACCAAUACCAAUAACAGAUCGAAUUCCUAUAGCGGAGGUGGCAGCACCUCCCACUCGAAUCCUUCUCUGUCUCACACGGGAUUGUCUUCCUUGAGCUAUGCUGGCUAUAAUCAACAGGCCAAUAAACGUCCCAGCAGCAGCAGUAAUACCCACAUUACCAAUAGUCAUGCCAGCAACACCCAUAGUUCACCGGCCCGGCCAACCACCUCACCCAUAGGUUGGAAUGUGCCACCCAAACCUCAAGGACCUCCGCCAGCAUAUUCGGCCACAAAUCCCGUGGGUGGGGCCAAGACCAAUAUGUAUGAAAAGUCACCAGCCUAUAAUCCCAGCUAUUCCGCACCACCCAGCUAUUCGGCGGCCACAAAUGCCAACAAUCGUCCAGCCAGUUCCACAAACUACAACAAUCGUCCGGUCAGUGCCACCAACUACAAUAGCCAACAAUCGAGCUAUAAUCGCAAUCGUUUCAAUUCCACCGGAGGAUUUGGCACUGGCGGUGGGGUCCACACACCCAUAACCGCAACCAAUGCCCACAGUGUACAGUCCAGUUAUCCCAAGCAACAAUCGGGAGCACCAACCUAUUAUCCAUCGGCCUCAUCGCUUCCUGCCGGAGCCACCUAUCAUCCGGCAGGUCAUUUGCCAGCUGGCGCUACCUAUCACCCGGCAGGACAAUUGCCGGCUGGAGCAACCUAUCACCCCUCGGGUCAAUUGCCAGCUGGAGCCACCUAUCAUGCUCCCGGUCAAAUACCGGCUGGUGCCACAUAUUAUCCUUCGGCCUCCUCUCUGCCUGCUGGUGCCACUUAUCACAGUCCCGGAGCCUUGCCGGCUGGGGCAACCUACCACAGUCCUGGUGCCUUGCCGGCGGGAGCAACUUAUUAUCCUUCACCUCCUGUUCAGGCUCCAAUGUACUAUCCCUCGGCCCAGGCGCUGCCAGCUGGUGCCACAUUCUUGCCGGCCGGUUCGGCCAUACCCGCAGGGGCCACCUUUAUUCAGCAGCCCCAGAAGUCCUCCUCUGGCCUAGGUUUUGGUAGCGGUUUACUGGCCGGUGGUUUGACUGGUGCCAUUUUGGGUCAUGCCCUUACCCCCACCCACACCAAGGUUAUUGAACAUGUUCCCAGCGGCGGUUAUGGAGGUGGUGGCGGCGGUGUUGCUGCUCCUGCUGCCCAAAAUGAUGACAAGAUUAUCAUCAUCAAUAAUGGUCCUCCGGGUUCGGUGACGACACAAGAUGUUGGUGGUGGCACCACUGUUAUUACAACCAAUGGAGGCCAGCCAGCUGCACCCGCUCCAGCACCCACCUAUAAUAGUCAAGCUGGUGCAAAUUUGGCUCCCAUGAAUCCCACAUAUCCUGAUCCACCUGCCGGCGCACCUGGUCCCAUACCCACCCAGGCCACAAAUCCAGUACCAGACCAAAGCAAUCCAGGUGGUGGUGUUGCAGCUGCUGCAGUCCCCGCCCUUGCAGCUGGUGCUGCAACAGCGGCCGUUGCUGGAGCAGCCAUGGCAGGUGGUGCAGAUUCAAGUGCAGCUCCCGCAGUCCCUGCAGCUGCCCCAGCAGCUGUACCAGCCGAACCUGCUGCCGCUCCUGCUGCCGGUGGCAUUAUUUGCGUUCCUGUCAAAGUACCGGAACCUGAUCCCAAUGACAGCACCAAGACCAUUGAAGUAGAAAAAAUUGCCUGCUAUAAUGCCCCUGCUCCCGAACCAGCACCAGCAGCUGCUGCGGCAGCGGCUCCUGCUGCCACCGGCUCCACAGAAACCACUCCCAUCUCAACAACAUCGGCCCCAUUGGCAGCAGCCAGCUCAACUGAGUUACACGCAACAGAGGCCACAAUUCAACCCACAGCCCAAGGUGUGGCAUUAGCUCCCCUGCAGACAACACCCUUCACCAUACCCGAGGGCUCCGUACCAUUGGCUCCCUUCAGCCCCGGUGCAAAUCCCGAUCUACUCAAGUUACCAGGAUAUUUCUAGAAAAGCAGUGAAAAACAGAGAAACAGAAUGAGCGCUUUUGUGUCCAGCUUUUGCUAUAUUUGCUAAUGUAAAUGUCGAAGCUUUGCGAAAUAUUUUUAUAGGAGAAAAUAUAUAUACACAUUUUAUACUCUCUGAGAUUCCUUUUUUUUGUGUUGUUGUAGUUGAAAAAGAAAAAAACAUAAUUCUCGAAUAAAUUUGUUUUUUAUUUAGUAAUGACAAUA